GGGGCCACGCGGUCCGGGACCUGUUGAUCGCAGGUAUCGCCGGCUGGCUCGGACUACCGCGGGACUGGGGCGAGUGCGCAUGCUCGCGGGCCGCGCUGGGCCAGUCGCGGAGCGGCGGUGACGAACCGUCUCCUCCGCUGCGGUGGUGGCGGUUGCUGCGGUGGUGGCGGUUGCUGUGAUGGCGAUGUGAGGGGCCCGAGGCGGGAUGGUGCUGACCUGGGUAGGGCUGUCUUCUUCCAGUGGGAGAACGAGCUCCUCCGUCCGACAGGCGGUGGAGGAGGCCGAACCCGGCGAGAGAUUUCUGUGAAAAGUCAAGUAAAAUGCUGUGAACUGUGGACUCGCUUAGAUUAAUGUUUGGAUACAGUGAAAGAGAUACUGCAGCAUUCAGUAUGUAGGAUGGAUGUGCCCUUUGCUAGGAUUUGACACUGAAAAUGGGGAACAAUAUAUUUUUAACAAGAAUCAAUAAUUGGAAGUACAAGAUUGGUUAUUUAUUGAUGUUAAAAUGAAAUUUUGAUCAGCAGAGGUGCUAUUACCAGAUUUGUCUUCUGAAUAUUAAUUAAAAAUGACUGAAGUUCAAGCAAUGGUAGAAUUCUCCGUGGAGCUAAACAAGUUCUACAAUGUGGAUUUAUUUCAGAGAGGUUUUUACCAGAUUCGUGCAUCUAUGAAAGUUCCACCAAGAGUCCCCCAUAGACUGGAAGCUAGUUUGUUACAUGCAGCGGGUAUGACUUUAGCCUUUCCAGCUUCAGUUCAUGAUUCUCUGAUUUGCAGUAAAACAUUUCAAAUUCUAUAUAAAAAUGAGGAGGUUGUUUUAAAUGAUGUUAUGAUCUUCAAAGUUAAAAUGUUGUUGGAUGAAAAAAAGAUUGAAGAAACCCUUGAGGAAAUGAGUUUUCUGUUAUCCCUGGAUCUACACUUCACUGAUGGAGAUUAUUCGGCAGAUGAUCUGAAUGCCUUGCAACUAAUAAGUAGCCGAACACUGAAGCUGCACUUUAGCCUCCAUAGAGGUCUUCAUCAUCACGUUAAUGUUAUGUUUGAUUAUUUCCACCUUUCCGUUGUGUCCGUUACAGUCCAUGCAUCUUUGGUUGCAUUACACCAGCCACUAAUAAGCUUUCCUCGCCCCGUGAAGACUACUUGGUUAAAUAGAAAUGCACCAGCACAAAACAGAGAUUCUGUGAUUCCUACUCUUGAAAGUGUGGUCUUUGGUAUUAACUACACAAAACAGUUAUCACCAGAUGGUUGCAGCUUCAUUAUUGCAGACUCCUUCCUACAUCAUGCCUAUCAUUUUCAUUAUACACUUUGUGCCACUUUGCUGCUAGCCUUCAAGGGAUUGCACAGCUACUUCAUUACGGUAACAGAAGAGAUUCCCUCUUGUCAGAAACUAGAACUGGCCAAGGCCAACAUGCAGGUCCUUUAUGAACGCCUUCUCAGAAGAAAACAGCCAGGAACCCAGAAAGACACCUGUCUAGUUUUUAGGAGUAUGAAAAAAGGAAAUCGAGGAGCCAAAAUCUUUCUCAACAUUUCUCAGGUUAAAACGAGCUCAGAAAUAUUUAAGUUGGAUCAGUUUUCACUAAAACAGGACAUGGAUGUAGAAGCUCGGCUUACUGAAUUAUGUGAAGAAGUUAAGAAAAUAGAAAACCCUGACGAACUGGCAGAACUUAUAAAUAUGAAUCUUGCACAACUUUGCUCACUUCUAAUGGCUUUAUGGGGACAGUUUCUGGAAGUUAUAACACUACAUGAAGAACUGAGACUAUUAUUAGCACAACAGCACCAUACUCUGAGGGUACGCAGAUUUUCUGAGGCAUUCUUUUGUUUUGAACACCCAAGAGAUGCUGUCAUUGCAUACCAGGAACUUCAUGCUCAGAGUCAUCUACAGAUGUGCACCGCUAUCAAAAAUACUUCCUUCUGCAGUUCUCUUCCACCCCUACCUAUUGAAUGUAGUGAAUUAGAUGGAGAUCUCAAUUCAUUACCUAUAAUCUUUGAAGAUAGGUAUUUAGAUUCAGUUAUUGAAGACUUAGAUACACCCUGGAUGGGAAUUCAGAAUCUUCAGAGAUCAGAGUCCAAUAGAAUGGAUAAAUAUGAGACUGAAGAAAGCUCUGUAGUUGGACUUUCUAGCCCAGAGGUGAAAGUCAGACUUGCUGGUGCCUCCAGUUUUUGGUAUACAGAAGGUGAAAAGCAGCUAACAAAAUCUCUAAAAGGAAAGAAUGAAGAAUCAAAUAAAUCCAAGGUUAAGGUCACUAAGCUCAUGAAAACUGUGAAAUCUGAAAAUACAAAAAAAAUAAUAAAACAGAACUCUAAGGAUUCUGUGGUUUUGGUAGGCUACAGAUGUUUGAAAAGUACAGCAUCAAAUGAUCUCUUUAAAAGCUUUGAAGGCAAUUCUUCACAUAGUCAGAAAGAAGGUCUGGAUCCCACAAUAUGUGGAUAUAAUUUUGACCCAAAGACCUACGUCAGACAGACAAGUCAAAAGGAAGCUAGCUAUUUGCCAACUAAUACAGAGAGAACUGAACAAAAGUCUCCAGAUGUUGAAAAUAUACAACCAGACCUGUUUGAUCCUUUGAACUCUGGCAGCCUAAAUCUUUGUGCAAAUUUGUCCAUUUCAGGUAAACUUGAUAUCUCCCAGGACGAUAGUGAAAUUACACAAGUGGAACAAAGUGUGGCAACCAGAAGUUCAUCAGACAAUUGCCAUGAUCAUCAAACAGUCCCAUCUGCAGGAGUUAGAACAAUUGAACUAAAGCCCUGUAAUAAAGAUCCUUUCAGUGGAGAGAAAAUAACUGUUAAAAUAGGACCUUGGACAGAGCUUCGACAAGAUGAAAUAUUUGUGGAUAGUUUACAACUACCCAACUUUGAGUCCUUAGAAUCUAAUGGUAAAUCUAAAUCUAUAGAAAUAACACUUGAAAAGGAAGCUUUGCAGGAAGCUAAGUAUCGUUCUAUUGGAGAGUCAUUAGCUAAGUUAAGAAGUAAUCAGUCUGCUUCUUCUACAAAAGAAUAUCAUGUUGUAGUAAGUGGAGAUACAAUUAAGUUACCAGAUAUUAAUGCCACAUAUGCCUCAUCUAGAUUUUCAGAUUCAGGUGUUGAAAGUGAACCAAGUUCUUUUGCAACACAUCCAAACCCCGAUGUAGUAUAUGAAACUGUGCAAGGGCAAGGUCCUUACAAUAAUGAAAGAUUAUUUCCUCAGCUUUUGAUGAAACCUGAUUAUAAUGUAAAAUUUUCAUUAGGAAGUCAUUGUACUGAGAGUACAAGUGCUUUAAGUGAAAUACAGUCGUCUUUGACAUCUAUAAACUCUCUCCCUUCUGAUGAUGAACUGUCACCUGACGAAAACUCUAAGAAAUCUGUUGUACCUGAAUGUCACCUAAGCAAUAGCAAAACUGUAUUAACAACUCUAGGAACAAUUGAUUUGCCAAAAUGUGAUGAUAGUAAAAAUUCAAGUAUUGUUUUGCAGCAGCAGAGUGUCAUAUUUUCAGGGCAUUUGGACAAUGAAACUAUAGCAAUACAUUCCUUAAAUUCAAGCACUAAAGACCCUUUACAAUUUGUUUUUUCAGAUGAAGAUACUUCCAGUGAUGUGAAAAGUAGGUGCAGCUCCAAAUCUAACUUGGACACUAUGUGUAAAGACUCCCAGAGUCCUGAUAAAUCUAAUAACUCUGCAGGAACAGCAAUUACAUUAAAUUCAAAACUGGUUUGUUUAGGCACCCCUUGUGUUGUUUCAGGUUCCAUUUCUACUAGUACAGAAGUUAGUGAAGAUAGAACUGUGAAAAGAAAAAGUAGUGAUCUCAAACAAAUAAAUUCAGAAGCCCCUACAAUUAAAACUGAGACUUCUUUGGGUACAAGUGACCCUUUUUCAGCCAGUCCAGAUAUGGUAAAACAAGGGCUGGUGGAAAAUUAUUUUGGCUCUCAAAACAGUACAGAUAUUUCUUACAUGUAUGCUAUUAGCUACAGCAAUUCAGUUAGCCCUCAGAAGGAAACUUUUGAAAAAGGAAUUAGUAGUCUUCAGCAUGAGCAGGGUAAAGAGGAUGAGGAGGAAGAACAGGAUCAACAAAUGGUUCAAAAUGGGUAUUAUGAAGAAACAGAGUAUUCAGCUCUGGAUGGAACAGUAAAUGCUCACUAUACCAACAGCGAGACAGUAGAAGAAGAAAGACUUAUAAAAUCUGAAAAAAUAAACAGUGAAUUUCUGAGGGAUGGUAUAAAUAUGCCUACCGUCUGUACUUCUGGUUGUUUGUCCUUCCCAUCUGCACUGCGAGAGUCUCCUUGUAGUGUUAAGUAUUCUUCUAAAAGUAAAUUUGUUGCCAUUACAAAGCAGCCAAGCAGCACUUCGUACAACUUCACUUCAUCAGUUUCCUGGUAUGAAAAUUCACCAAAACCUCAAAUACAAGCCUUCCUUCAGGCAAAAGAAGAAUUGAAGCAACUUAAUCUCCCUGGCUUCAUGUACAGUGAUGUUCCUCUGUUGGCCUCCUCAGUCCCCUAUUUUAGCAUGGAAGAAGAGGACGGUUCUGAAGAUGGAGUACAUCUCAUUGUCUGUGUGCAUGGUUUAGAUGGUAACAGUGCAGAUCUGCGAUUAGUAAAAACUUAUAUUGAACUUGGACUGCCUGGAGGAAGAAUUGAUUUUCUUAUGUCUGAGAGAAAUCAGAAUGAUACUUUUGCUGAUUUUGAUAGCAUGACUGAUCGCCUUCUGGAUGAGAUAAUACAAUAUAUUCAGAUAUAUAGUCUAACAGUCUCAAAAAUAAGCUUUAUUGGACAUUCGUUGGGCAAUUUAAUUAUUCGUUCAGUGCUUACAAGGCCAAGGUUUAAAUAUUACCUCAACAAACUUCAUACCUUUCUAUCUCUUUCUGGACCUCACCUUGGUACACUCUACAAUAGCAGUGCUCUUGUUAAUACAGGUCUAUGGUUUAUGCAGAAAUGGAAAAAAUCAGGUUCUCUUUUGCAAUUGACAUGUAGAGAUCAUUCAGACCCUCGCCAAACUUUCUUAUACAAGCUUAGUAAUAAAGCAGGGCUUCAUUAUUUCAAAAAUGUUGUGCUAGUGGGAUCUCUACAGGAUCGCUAUGUUCCUUAUCAUUCUGCCCGCAUUGAAAUGUGUAAAACAGCUUUAAAGGACAAACAGUCAGGACAGAUCUAUUCAGAAAUGAUCCACAACUUGCUUCGUCCAGUCUUGCAAAGCAAAGACUGUAAUUUGGUUCGAUAUAAUGUCAUCAAUGCAUUGCCCAAUACAGCUGACUCACUCAUUGGGAGAGCUGCACAUAUAGCUGUUCUUGAUUCAGAAAUAUUUUUAGAGAAAUUCUUUCUGGUUGCUGCCCUCAAAUAUUUCCAAUAAGAUAAAAACAUUGUUAGAGACUUGACAAUUACCUCAUUCAGCAAUGAUUCAACUAAUGUAUUAUAUUAAACUAUAGAUGCUGGUAAGUUCUAAGAAAUAUUUAUAUCUUUUUAUAUGGAAGAUAAUUUAUAUCAUCCAUGUGUAGAGCUUUUUGAACAUCAACUUUACUUUCUAGGUAAUGUGGCUGUGCAAUAUUUUUUUAAUUUUAUCUUUUUACUUUUCUAUUUUUCAUAUAUUUUGCUACAUAAGUAUUUCAGUGAAAUUUAAGCCCAUAUGUAUGUCUGAUUAUUUAUUAUUGGCUUUCAACAAUUCUUACAUCAGAUUCAUAUUAGAGGCCAUUAUUGCUAGAAUAGCAUGAGAUUUUAAAUUUUAUAGUACUGGAGUAUAUUCAGUUAAUUAUAAAUUUUACUUUUAAUAUUUUACUCUGUUUUAACUGGAAAGAAAAUUAUAGCUGCUAAAAUAUAUUUUUUGAAAUCAACUCUUUAGCCCUGCCAAACCAGGUAGUUCAUAUAUGACAAUGUUAUAAAAGUUUUCUAUAAAAAGUCAUUGUUAUUGUUGCUAUUAAACAUAUGUCAUGCCUAUUAAAAUAUAUUUUCUACUGGUGAUUUCAACAUUCUUUUUCACAUUGCCUUUUAUUACUGGAACUUUUCAUGUUCAUGUUAGCAGCAUCUAGAAAUUUUUGAAUGUUUGAAUGCCCUCUGCCUUGAUUUAGUUGGAAUUUUGCUAAAUUUGGUAAUGUUGCUUGAACUUUCUGACUACAUUUCUUUAACUUUUUUCAUGGACUUCCUUAUAUGUACAUAAUAAUUAAAUGUUGAAAUUUGUGAAAUACUUUUAUGAAUUUAGAUAAUUUUUAAAUUGUUAAAAUUCGUUGAACUAAAAAGAUGUAAAAAUAAUUCAUGCUAAAAAUGGAACAAAAUAAUUAACUUUACGUGUUUGGUGAUACAGAUGCAAAUGUUUUUGAUAUAUGGAGAUGUUAAGUCUUUUGACUUUACUAAAGGUGCUGAAUAGCAUUAAAUUCACUAUUUUCUUUCCUGUUUUACUUGUGAAAAUAAUAAUACACUAAGGGCGAAUAGAAGGCCUGUUUGGAUUCACCAGUUGUGAUUGGACAGAAGGUUUUUGUAAAUAUGUAUUGUAUAAUUGAUGCAUGUUUAUUUUUAGCAUUGUGUUAUUGCCCCUUGUUAAUAAAUGAACAAAUGACUAUCUAGAGGAAUAGCUAAAA
This is a messenger RNA of Pteropus alecto (black flying fox), 6515 nucleotides long. It is a transcript of the gene FAM135A, whose product is annotated as family with sequence similarity 135 member A. Lineage: Eukaryota; Metazoa; Chordata; Mammalia; Chiroptera; Pteropodidae. Bases 563 to 5296 code for a protein of 1577 amino acids. The record is from RefSeq and is a predicted model, not a curated record. The transcript is spliced from 24 exons.